AUGAAGGCUACUACAAUUCUCGGUCUUUUUGUUGCCUAUGCAGCUAGUGCUAGUGCGAUUCCAGUCCAACAAAGAAAUAAUCAAGUUGACAUCACCUUCAUUGGCGCCGCCGAUGCACAGUUCACUCAAAGUAUCCCUACGGACGGGUCUGUUGUCUCAAUUGAAAACCCAUUGAGUAUCUCGCACAUAUCGUCCAACACUGCCGGGGUCCAGUGUACCUUUAACGGCAUUGAUCAUAGCGUGACGGUCGUUAAUGGAGUCCAAUGGGUCGAUGUUGGCCCCCCGCAGACCCAGGUAACUGGAUCUUGCCAGGUGCAGGGAUCGGGUCAAGUGCAUGUCACUUUCAUUGGAGCUGCCGAUGCUCAGUUUACCCAGAGUUUCCCGUCCAACGGUGAAUGGAUUCAAAUCGUGAAUUCUCUGAGCAUUUCCCACAUCCAAACCAGCACUGAGGGCAUCACCUGCGUUUUCAACGGCAUUGACCACAGUGUCACUACUGUCGUUGGUGCCCAGUUGGUCGAUGUCGGACCCCCUCAAACCCAGGUCUCGGGUUCCUGCGCAUGA
This is a messenger RNA of Penicillium egyptiacum, 561 nucleotides long. The record is from the annotation of a GenBank genome assembly. NCBI's taxonomy places the organism in Eukaryota, Fungi, Ascomycota, Eurotiomycetes, Eurotiales, Aspergillaceae.